AUGCCCAAUCCACCAAUUUUGGAAAUUCCAUAUGCUUGUGGCUAUGGGCGAGCUUCGGCCAAUAGCGAAGCUGAAGCCAAUGGUGGUGCAAGUUUAGGUACAAGCCCCGGCGGAUCUCAGUUCCAAGGAAGUGCGCAAUCUAAAGGUCAGGCAGGUGGACAGUUUGGUGCCGGUGCUCAAGCUCUAUCUCAAUCUCAAGGGCAGGCAGGAGGACAGUUUGGUGCCGGUGCUCAAUCUCAAUCUCUAGGUUCUGCACAAGCAGGAGGUGCUUCCAGCCAAGCGUUAUCUCAAAGCCAAGCAUUGCAUGGAGGCGGAGUGCAAUCGCAAGCACUAGCAGCAGGACAGGCUAAUGGCGGUGCGCCACCUUCUUACUGGCCAGGACAAGGUCAAGCUGCAGCUGGAGCUCGAGCCGACGCAGGUUCUUACGGACAAUCACCCUGGGGUCAACCUCCAUUCAGAGGACAAGCUGGCGCGAACGCUGGAGCCAUGGGAGGGUACGGUGGAGGUUACAUGGGCUCGCCAUCAGCCCAUCAGCAAACACACGGAGGUCUUCGAUUCAGUAAAAGUGAAUCAAAGCAAAGCCAAUCGAAUAGCCAUGUACAAGGAGAACUUUACGGCUCUUCGUCCUCAAGUUUACCAGGUUACGGUGCAGCUGGGUACGGUAGUGCAGGAGCCCAAAGUCAAGGAUCUGCUUCGGCUGGAGGCCAAUAA
Molecule: messenger RNA, 711 nt
Organism: Nezara viridula (southern green stink bug)
Lineage: Eukaryota; Metazoa; Arthropoda; Insecta; Hemiptera; Pentatomidae
Source: the annotation of a GenBank genome assembly